This is a messenger RNA of Nerophis ophidion (straightnose pipefish), 3731 nucleotides long. Its product is annotated as sodium/hydrogen exchanger 2-like. Gene Ontology annotation, biological process: proton transmembrane transport; sodium ion transport; regulation of pH. Gene Ontology annotation, molecular function: sodium:proton antiporter activity. NCBI's taxonomy places the organism in Eukaryota, Metazoa, Chordata, Actinopteri, Syngnathiformes, Syngnathidae. The coding region runs from base 152 to 2515 and encodes 787 amino acids. The transcript has 13 exons. Gene Ontology annotation, cellular component: membrane. The record is from RefSeq and is a predicted model, not a curated record.
GCACACGUGACAAGCAGGUUAAACAAGAGCAGACGUGCACUGGGAAUGCCACCGCAACACGAAGAGAUUGGAAGUAUGGGAGCGUUUUGAUGUCCACGCUCCUGGCAGAAGUCGGAGGCUUGUGGUGUGUGAUCGGCCUGCAGCUGUGAGAAUGUGGGCCUCGGUUCUGUCCGCCAGACUUUGGCCGCGGACGCUCCUGCUUUUGUCACUCUGCUGCGUUGGAGGGAAAUGUGAAAUUGAAAAGUCGGAACCUUCGGCAACAACCGGCAUUAAACCUUUUCACCAUGAUCUGGAUGAACCCCAGGCCUUCCCUGAUGAGGAGCGGGCCAGCCUUCCUGUGUUUACAAUGGACUAUCCUCGGGUUCAAGUCCCCAUUGAGUUCACGUUGUGGGUGCUGCUGGCUUCCUUUGCCAAAAUUGGUUUUCACAUUUACAAAAAUAUCACCAUCUGGAUCCCGGAAUCUUGUUUGCUGAUUUCCAUCGGCCUCGUCGUCGGCGCCAUCAUGCACUCCGUGAAAGAGGAGCCGCCAGCUGUGCUGACCUCCGAUGUCUUCUUUCUCUACAUGCUCCCGCUCAUCGUCCUGGAAAAUGGUUACUUCAUGCCCACCAGGCCCUUUUUCGAGAACGUCGGCACGGUGCUGUGGUACGCAGUGGUGGGGACUCUGUGGAACAGCAUUGGAAUCGGGCUCUCACUCUACGCCAUUUGUCAAAUUGAGGUCUUUGGUGUCCAAGAUAUCAACCUGCAGGAGAACUUGUUGUUUGCGUCGAUCAUCUCGGCCGUGGAUCCUGUGGCGGUGCUCAACGUGUUUGACGACGUCGGCGUGAACGAGCAGACUCACAUCGUCAUCUUUGGCGAGGGGCUGUUCAACGAUGCCGUCACCGUGGUACUCUAUAGCAUGUUUUCCUUCGUGGCGGACAUGUCCGCCGUGGAAUCCACCGACGUGCUUCUGGGCGGGGCCCGGUUCUUCGUGGUAGGGACCGGGGGUUUCCUUUUCGGCCUCGUCUUUGGCUUCGCUGCAGCCUUCACCACACGUUUCACCCACAACGCCCGGCAGAUCGAGCCGCUCUUCGUCUUCAUGUUCAGCUACUUGGGAUACCUGAUAGCUGAGCUCUUCGCCAUUUCCAGUGUUCUCGCGAUUAUUACAUGUGCUAUAACCAUGAAGUACUACGUAGAGGAGAACGUCUCCCAGAGGUCCUGCACUACUAUCCGCCAUGUGGUCAAGAUGUUGGCCACCAUCUCAGAAACUCUUAUCUUCUUCUUCCUGGGCGUCGUGACCAUUACGACGGAACAUGAGUGGAACUGGGGCUACAUCCUGUUCACGCUCCUGUUCGCCCUGCUCUGGAGAGGAAUCGGCAUUCUGGUUCUGUCUCAGAUCGUCAACCCGCUCCGGACGAUACAAUUCACCUUCAAGGACCAGUUCGGUCUGGCCUACGGAGGCGUGCGCGGGGCCAUCUGCUUUGCGCUGGUCUUCACCAUGCCCGACAGCAUCAACAGGAAGAACUUGUUUGUCACCGCUUCCAUCGCCGUCAUCAUAUUCACCGUCUUCAUACAGGGGAUCAGCAUUCGUCCCAUCAUAGAAUACAUGAAUAUCAGACGGACCAACAAGGACUCAAGCAACAUCAAUGUAGAAAUACACAACAGAGCGAUGGAGCACAUUGUUUGUGGCAUCGAGGACCUGUGCGGCCAAUGGAGCCAUUACUACUGGAAAGACAAGUUUAAAAAGUUUAACGAUCGCUUUCUGAGACGCAUCCUGCUUCGAGACAACAGGGCAGAGUCCAGUAUCGUGUCUCUGUACAAAAAACUGGAGCUGCAGACAGCCAUUGAUUUGCUGGACACACCUGUGGGCGACCUGAGUGCGGCACCGUCCAUCGUUUCCCUGUACGACGAGAAGAAGGGAGCGUCCCGACCUAAGAAGAAGUUCCUGGCUGCAGACGUCAGGAGGAUGCAUGACAUCCUGGCCAAGAACAUGUACAGAAUCCGAGAGAAGACAAUGGCUUACACCAACAAAUCCAACUUGCCUGACAACAGCCGAGCCAGGGAGAUUUUAAUUCGCCGACAUGCAAGCAUCAGACGCAGCCUGCGAUCUGAGAGUUUACGUGAAAUGGCCGCUCCAAAUGUGUCUAAAUCCCAGAAGUACUAUUCCCUGCAGCCCGGAGUCGACCCAGAGGUUGCCUUCCCUCUCAGGAGACGAAGUCAUGGAGGCGUGUCGCCAAGCUCCUCAUCCCGCUGGCUGACCUCAGUGAGGAAGCUGAAGACCGUCACAGAAGCAGGAAGUCGAGGAAGUCGUCCUGAAGGUGUGGUUGUAGUGGACGAGCGACGCCCCUAUCCUAGGGAAAAGACACCGGUCGCAGCCCCGCGGAAACACACCUUCGAGGAUGGGGGGGAAUCUGUAGCUCCUCCUCCGUUACCUGCGCCUCCUGGCUGGAUGCCUGACAACCGGAAUGUCCGGAAGAAUGAAGCUGGAGACCCACUACUUGGGAAGAUGUCACACGACUCACAAGCCUCUGGGAGGUGAAAUGUCAAGAAAAAGGUCGAGCGAGGACUUGUUUCAAGGGCAAUAAUGCCUAUAAUGUCAAAGGAACAACACUCAGUGCAGGUUUGGGAACUGAGGAGACACAUUUUUGAAGUGGAAUUCUUUCCCAUUCUUGAUUGAUGUACAGCUUAAGUUGUUCAACAGUCCCCCUUCUCAUAUUUUAGCCUUCAUAUUGCACCACACAUUUUCAAUGGGAGACGGGUCUGAACUACAGGCAGGCCAGUGUAGUACCUGCACUCUUUUAAUAUGAAGCCACACUGUUGGAACACAGCAUUGUCUUGCUGAAAUAAGCAGGGGCGUCCAUGGAUGGCAACAUAUAAUAAAUGAUAAAUGGGUUGUACUUGUAUAGCGCUUUUCUACCUUCAAGGUACUCAAAGCGCUUUGACACUACUUCCACAUUUACCCAUUCACACACACAUUCACACACUGAUGGAGGGAGCUGCCAUGCAAGGCACCAACCAUUACCCAUCAGGAGCAAGGGUGAAGUGUCUUGCUCAGGACACAACGGACGUGACGAGGUUGGUUCUAGGUGGGAUUUGAACCAGUGACCCUCGGGUUGCGCACGGCCACUCUCCCACUGCGCCACGCCGUCCCUAUAUGUUGUUCCAAAAGCUGUAUGUACCUUUCAGCAUUAAUGGUGCCUUCACAGAUGUGUAAGUUAGCCAUGCCUUGGUCACUAAUGCACCCCCAUACCAUCACACAUGGUAUGGGACAGUCCGGAUGGUUCUUUUCCUCUUUGUUUUGGACAGUUUUCAAAAAUAAUUUGAAAAGUGCACUCGUCAGACUACAAAACACUUUUCCACUUUGCAUCAGUCCAUCUUAGAUGAGCUCGGGCCCAGCGAAGUCGACAGCGUUUCUGGAUGUUGUUGAUAAAUGGCUUUGGCUUUGCAUAGUAGAGUUUUAACUUGCACUUACAGGUGUAGCAUUCAACUUUAGUUACUGAUAGUGGUUUUCUGAAGUGUUCCUGAGCCAUUGUGGUGAUAUCCUUAACACACCGCUGUCACUUUUUGAUGCACUACAGCGUCUCAGUCUUCUUUGCCAGGUGUGCCAGCGCUUUUUGAAGCCUGUUGCAGGCUUCAAAUUCCAAAUGAGCUAGUAUUUUCCCAACAACAAAAAAAUGCAGUUUCUCAGUGUGAACAUGAUGUAUCUUGUCUUUGAGAUAAAUUAAAUUAAAUACAAGUUGAAAAGGAUUUGCAAA